AUAAAAAGUAACUAACUAAAAAUCCUGUCUUUUUUUCUUUUUCUUUCUUCGAUUAAACUUGCGAUGGCGAAGAGGAUACACCUGACGGAACUAGGCUGCAUCGCGUGCGAGGAACUCACCGAGCUCGGCGCGGGUAAAGAAGGGUGGCUCGUGAACAAUCCAAACCUUAUCUCCGCACUCGAUUCCCACUCUAUAGCCCUAGCCCAUCGAUUCCUCAUCCUGAUCGUGAAUUGGGCUGAUCCCGACUCUCUUCGCGUCAAGAUCAGACCCGAUCUGUCUCCCAUCGAGGCGGAAUCUAUCACAGCGAUCGAGUGGUUAGUGUUUGACGACGUCAGAGUCGUCCUCGCCGGAACCUCCUGUGGUUAUCUCCUGGUUUACUCUAUUGCCGGUGAUCUGAUUCAUAAACAGUUGGUGCAUCCUAGCCGUAUAUUGAAACUAAGAGUACGUGGCACUAAGAAAGAUUUGAUGCAAGAGACAUCCUCUGAGGAGAUUAGCAUUGUGUUGCCUGGCAUUAUUGCUCGCUUUGAUGGCUCCAACAUUCAGAGUAUGCUUCAGAAAUGGUUUCAAGAAAAAAAUCAAACUUUUGGGACCAGAAGAGUAAAAAGUGAUUCGGAAGAUACUGGGA
Messenger RNA from Brassica napus (rape), 625 nucleotides. RefSeq lists its product as uncharacterized. NCBI's taxonomy places the organism in Eukaryota, Viridiplantae, Streptophyta, Magnoliopsida, Brassicales, Brassicaceae. The transcript is spliced from 3 exons. The annotation marks the transcript as partial. The record is from RefSeq and is a predicted model, not a curated record. Gene Ontology annotation, biological process: regulation of GTPase activity.